AUGACUAUAAUUGGUGUAGCCUACGCCGGUGCAAUUAUAUUUAUUCUCUUGAGUGCACUUGAUGAUGGAAACCCCGAGUUCAGAGUUGAUUCACUGUCAGUAUCGAAUCUUAAUCACACCAAUUCGCUGAUUUCUGGUAAAUGGGACCUUCGUUUUACUGUGACAAAUCCAUCUAAGAAGAUCAUUUACUAUAACGAUAUCACCACUACGGUUCUCUAUGAUGAUGUGUCGCUUUCCGAUACAACAGUUCCGCCUUUCUUUCAGGUUAAGAAGACUGAGACGGCCCGGCAAGCAAGUUUUGUUACUGCGGGCGCAUAUAUGGAUGAUCAGGCUUUUGAUAAGAUGAACAAAGAAAGGUGCAAUCGGGUUCAAUAUGAGGGUGGUCGCUGGGGCUAG
Solanum lycopersicum (tomato) is the source of this 396-nucleotide messenger RNA. RefSeq lists its product as uncharacterized. The record is from RefSeq and is a predicted model, not a curated record. Lineage: Eukaryota; Viridiplantae; Streptophyta; Magnoliopsida; Solanales; Solanaceae. Gene Ontology annotation, cellular component: plasmodesma; plasma membrane. Gene Ontology annotation, biological process: defense response to other organism.